Molecule: messenger RNA, 16884 nt
Organism: Mesocricetus auratus (golden hamster)
Lineage: Eukaryota; Metazoa; Chordata; Mammalia; Rodentia; Cricetidae
Gene: Atm
Product: ATM serine/threonine kinase
Exons: 64
Coding region: 263-9427 (3054 amino acids)
Biological process (GO): DNA repair
Molecular function (GO): protein serine/threonine kinase activity; protein binding
Source: RefSeq, a predicted model, not a curated record
GGGAAUGUUUUGAGGGGAGCGAAUGUUUUGAGUUGCAGAGCGCGUGAUCGCCGUGCGUGCGCGCACGCCGUAGGGCGACGCAGACUUCUUCCUUCGGGGGAGCCCACGCUGUGCCAACUUGCAGCUCUUGAGCCGGAAGAGGGAAGGCUUGCGUCCACAGGCUGGUGCGUGAUCCGCGCACGCGGGAAAAGGAGAAGCGACCUCAGUUUGCAUUGGCAGACAAAAUGCAACGGUGAGAAUGUAUGUUCUGAAAUCUUAAACCAUGAGUCUGGCACUUAACGAUCUGCUCAUUUGCUGCCGGCAAUUAGAACAUGACAGAGCUACAGAAAGAAGGAAAGAAGUGGAGAGAUUUAAGCGUCUGAUUCAGGACCCUGAAACAGUUCAACAUCUAGAUAGGCAUUCAGAUUCAAAACAACAAAAAUAUUUGAAUUGGGAUGCUGUUUUCAGGUUUCUGCAGAAUUACAUUAAAAAAGAAACAGAAUGUAUGAGAACAGCAAAAUCAAAUGUAUCAGCCUCCACACAAACCUCCAGACAGAAGAAGAUGCAAGAGAUAAGCAGUUUGGUCAGAUACUUCAUCAAAUGUGCAAAUAAGAGAGCACCCAGGCUAAAAUGUCAAGACCUCUUGAAUUAUGUCAUGGAUACAGUGAAAGACUCAUCUAAUGGUGUAACUUAUGGAGCUGAUUGUAGCAACAUACUACUCAAAGAUAUUCUUUCUGUGAGAAAAUACUGGUGUGAAAUAUCUCAACAACAGUGGCUAGAAUUGUUCUCUGUGUACUUCAGGCUGUAUCUCAAACCACCACAAGACAUCAAUAGAGUUUUAGUGGCUAGAAUAAUUCAUGCUGUUACUGGAGGAUGCUGUUCACAGACUGAUGGAUUACCUUCAAAGUUUUUAGAUUUUUUUUCCAAGGCUGUUCAGUAUGCAAGACAAGAAAAGAGCUCUCCUGGCUUAAGUCAUAUCUUAGCAGCCCUUAUCAUUUUCCUCAAGACUUUGGCUGUCAACUCCCGAAAACGGGUGUGUGAAGUAGGAGAUGAAAUUCUUCCUACCUUGCUGUGUAUUUGGACUCAACACAGACUUAACGAUUCUUUAAAAGAAGUAAUCAUUGAACUAAUUCAACUGCAAAUUUAUAUCCAUCAUCCACAAGGAGCUAAAACCCCUGAAAAAGGUGCUUAUGAAUCAACAAAAUGGAAAAGUAUCUUGUACAACUUAUAUGACCUGCUGGUGAAUGAGAUUAGUCAUAUAGGAAGUAGAGGGAAAUACUCUUCAGGAUCUCGUAAUAUUGCUGUCAAGGAAAAUUUGAUUGACUUAAUGGCAGAUAUCUGUCACCAGCUUUUUAAUGCAGAUACCAGAUCUGUGGAGAUUUCUCAGUCUUUUACUACACAAAGAGAAUCUACUGAUUACAGUCUGCCUUGCAAAAAAAGGAAGAUAGAAGUAGGCUGGGAAGUGAUAAAAGAUCAUCUUCAGAAGUCACAGAAUGAUUUUGAUCUUGUGCCAUGGCUACAGAUUACAACCCAAUUAAUAUCAAAGUAUCCGUCCAGUUUACCUAACUGUGAGCUGUCUCCAUUACUACUGAUACUAUACCAGCUUCUACCUCAGCAGCGGCGUGGAGAACGCACACCAUAUGUGUUACGAUGCCUUAUGGAAAUUGCCUUAUGUCAAGGCAAGAAAUCAAACCUAGAAAGCUCUCAAAAGUCAGACUUACUGAAACUGUGGAUUAAAAUUUGGUCUAUUGCCUUUCGUGGUAUUAGUUCUGAACAUACACAAACUGAAAACUUUGGUUUACUUGGGGCCAUUAUUCAAGGCAGUUUAAUUGAAUUUGACAGAGAAUUCUGGAAGUUAUUUACUGGCUCAGCCUGUAAACCUUCAAGUUCUUCGGUAUGCUGUUUGACUUUGGCACUUAACAUCUGUGUAGUUCCAGAUACAAUGAAAAUGGGAACAGAGCAAAGUAUGUGUGAACUAAAUAGAAGUUUCUCUAUAAAGGAGUCAAUAAUAAGAUGGCUCUUAUUCUACCAGUUAGAGGAUGACUUAGAAGUCAGCAUAGAAUCACCCCCGAUUCUUCAGAGUAAUUUUCCUCAUCUUGUACUGGAGAAAAUUCUUGUAAGUCUCACUAUGAAAAACUCUAGAGCUGCAAUGAAGUUUUUUCAAAGUGUGCCAGAUUGUGAACAACACUGCCAAGAUAAAGAAGAGCCUUCAUUUUCAGAAGUAGAAGAACUAUUUCUUCAGACAACUUUUGACAAGAUGGAUUUUUUAACCACCGUGAAAGAAUGUGCCGUAGAAAAAUUUCAAUCUUCUGUUGGCUUUUCUGUCCAUCAAAAUCUCAAGGAAUCAUUGGAUCAUUACCUUCUGGAAUUAUCAGAACAGCUUCUAAAUAAUUAUUCUUCUGAGGUUACAAGUCCAGAAAUACUUGUCCGGUGUUCAAGUCUUUUGGUGGGCGUUCUUGGCUGCUAUUGUUUUGUGGGUAUAAUAAUGGAAGAAGAAGCAUAUAAAUCAGAAUUGUUCCAGAAAGCCAAGUCUCUAAUGCAAUGUGCAGGAGAAAGUAUCUCUCUAUUUAAAAAUAAGACAAAUGAGGACUCUAGAAUUGGUUCAUUGAGAAAUGUGAUACAUCUGUGUACAAGUUGCUUAUGUAGACAUAUCAAGCAUAAUCCACACAAGAUGGUAUCCAGUUUUUUCCUACGAUUGUUAACAUCAAAGCUUAUGAAUGACAUUGCAGAUAUUUGUAGAAGUUUAACAUCCUGUAUGAAAAAGCCAUUUGAUUAUGGAAAAGUCCACUCAGUCAACGAUGAUGCUGAUGAAAAUCUGAUGGAGGCACAGGAUUCAUCAUCUACAAGUCUGUUUAGUGAUUACCCUGCUAGUUCUUUGAGUGAUGCAAAUGAUUCUGGAGAGAACCAGAGUACUGUUGGUGCCAUGAAUCCUUUAACUGCCGACCACUUGUCAAAGCAAGAUCAUCUUCUUUUAGACAUGCUCAGGUUCUUGUGCCUAUGUGUAACUGCAUCUCAGAACAACACUGUGUCUUUUAGAGCAGCUGAUAUUAGAAGAAAGUUGUUAAUGCUACUUGAUUCUAGCACACUAGAUCUUACUAAAUCCCUCCACCUACAUAUGUAUUUAGUGCUUCUGAAAGAUCUCCCUGGAAAAGAACAUUUGUUGCCAAUGGAAGAUGUCGAUGAACUUCUAAAACCAUUAUCCCUUGUAUGUUCUCUGUAUCGUCGUGAUCAAGAUGUUUGCAAAACAAUUUUAAGCCAUGUCCUUCAUAUAGUGACAAACCUAAGUCAGGGCAGUGUGGACACUGAGAGCACAAGGAAUGCCCAAGGACAGUUCCUGACAGUGAUUGGAGCAUUUUGGCAUCUAACAAAGGAGAAGAAAUGUAUAUUCUCUGUAAGAAUGGCAUUAGUGAAGUGUCUUCAAACUCUACUUGAGGCCGACCCAUAUUCCAAAUGGGCGAUUCUUAAUGUAAAGGGCCAAGACUUUCCUGUAAAUGAAGUGUUUCCACAGUUUCUUGCUGAUGAUCAUCACCAAGUUCGGAUGUUGGCUGCAGGGUCAAUUAAUAGAUUAUUCCAGGAUGUGAAACAUGGAGAUUCCUCCAGAUGCUUGAAAGCACUACCUUUGAAGUUUCAGCAAACAGCUUUUAAAAAUGCUUAUAUGAAAGCAGAGGCAGCAAUAAGAGAAGUGUCAUGUGAUACUCAGAACCCUGAUCUUCUGGAUGAGAUUCAUAAUAGAAAAUCUGUUUUACUGAUGGUGAUCGCUGUGAUCUUGCACUGUAGCCCUGUCUGUGAAAAACAGGCUCUGUUUGCCUUAUGCAAAUCUGUGAAGGAAAAUGGAUUAGAACCUCAUCUUGUAAAAAAGGUUUUAGAGAAAGUUUCUGAAUCUUUUGGGUGUAGAUGUUUAGAAGACUUCAUGGCUUCUCAUCUAGAUUACCUGGUUUUGGAGUGGCUGAACCUUCAAGAUACUGGAUACAACUUUUCUUCCUUUCCCUUUAUUUUAUUAAACUACACAAGUGUUGAGGAUUUCUAUAGGUCUUGUUACAAGGUUUUGAUUCCACAUUUGGUGAUUAGAAGUCAAUUUGAUGAGGUGAAGUCCAUUGCUAAUCAGAUUCAAAAGUGUUGGAAAAGUCUGUUGAUAGACUGCUUUCCAAAGAUUCUUGUACAUAUUCUUCCUUACUUCGCCUAUGAGGGCACAGAGGACAGCAGCAUAACACAGAAGAGAGAGACUGCUACCAUGGUCUAUGAUACACUUAAAGGUGAAGACUUACUAGGAAAACAGAUUGAUCAAGUAUUCAUUAGUAAUUUACCAGAGAUUGUGGUGGAAUUAUUGAUGACAUUACAUGAAACAGCUGAUUCUGAUGCCAGUCAAAGCACUGACCUUGGUGACUUCUCAGGGGAUUUGGAUCCUGCUCCUAAUCCACCAUACUUUCCAUCACAUGUUAUUAAAGCAACAUUUGCCUAUAUCAGUAACUGCCAUAAAACCAAGUUCAAAAGCAUUUUAGAAAUUCUUUCUAAAAUCCCUGAUUCCUAUCAGAAAAUUCUUCUGGCCAUUUGUGAACAAGCAGCUGAGACAAAUAAUGUCUAUAAAAAGCAUAGAAUUCUUAAAAUAUAUCAUCUGUUUGUCAGUUUAUUACUGAAAGAUAUAAAAAGUAGCUUGGGAGGAGCUUGGGCCUUUGUCCUUCGAGAUGUUAUUUAUACUUUGAUACACUAUAUCAACAAAAGGCCUUCUCAUUUCACAGAUGUAUCAUUGCGGAGCUUUUCCCUUUGUUGUGAUUUGUUAAGUCGAGUGUGCCAUACAGCUGUAACUCACUGUAAGGAUGCUCUAGAAAACCAUCUUCAUGUUAUUGUUGGCACACUUAUACCACUUGUGGAUUAUCAGGAGGUUCAAGAACAGGUAUUGGACCUGUUGAAGUACUUGGUGAUAGAGAACAAGGACAAUGAAAAUCUCUUUGUCAUGAUUAAACUUUUGGAUCCUUUUCCUGACCAUGUUGCCUUUAAGAAUUUGCGGCUUACUCAACAGAAAAUCAAAUAUAGUGGAGGACCGUUUUCACUUUUAGAGGAAAUUAACCAUUUUCUUUCAGUAAGUGCUUAUAAUCCACUUCCACUGACUAGGCUUGAAGGAUUGAAGGAUCUUCGAAGACAACUGGAACAACAUAAAGAUCAGAUGCUAGAGCUUAUGAGAGCAUCUCAGGAUAACCCACAGGAUGGCAUUGUGGUGAAGCUGGUUGUCAGCUUAUUGCAGUUAUCCAAGAUGGCAGUGAACCAGACUGGUGAAAGAGAAGUUUUAGAGGCUGUUGGAAGGUGUUUGGGAGAAAUAGGUCCUCUGGAUUUCUCUACUAUAGCUGUACAGCAUAAUAAAGAUACGUCUUACACCGAAUCUCAUGGGUUUCCCGAAGAUAAAGAGCUUCAGUGGACCUUGAUAAUGCUGACCACCCUGAACAAUACACUGGUAGAAGACAGUGUCAAAGUUCGAUCAGCUGCUGCUACCUGUUUGAAAAACAUUUUGGCUACAAAAACUGGACACAGUUUCUGGGAGACUUAUAAGAUGUCCGAGGAUCCUAUGCUGACCUAUCUACAGCCUUUUAGAACAUCAAGGAAAAAGUUUUUAGAAGUACCCCGAUUUGUUAAAGAAGAUGCUUUAGAAGGCCUAGAUGAUGUGAAUCUGUGGGUUCCUCAAAGUGAAAGUCAUGCCACUUGGAUAAAGGCACUGACGUGUGCCUUUUUGGACAGUGGAGGCAUAAAAAGUGAAGUUCUUCAGUUGUUAAAGCCAAUGUGUGAGGUGAAACCUGACUUCUGUCAGACUGUGCUGCCGUACUUGAUCCAUGAUGUCCUACUCCAAGAUGCACACGAAUCAUGGAGAGCUCUGCUGUCCACACAUGUCCGAGGAUUUUUCACUAGCUGUUUUAAACACAUUUCACAGGCAAGCCGAUCAGCAACUCCUGCAAAUUCAGAUUCAGAGCCAGAGCACUUCCUUCGAUGCUGUUUGGAUAAGAAAUCACAAAGAACAAUGCUUGCUGUUGUCGACUAUAUGAGAAGGCAGAAGAGGCCUUCUUCAGGAACAGCUUUUGAUGAUGCUUUCUGGCUGGAUUUGAACUAUUUGGAGGUUGCAAAGGUGGCUCAGUCUUGUGCUGCUCACUUCACAGCAUUGCUCUAUGUAGAGAUCUAUUCAGAUAAGAAAAGUAUGGAUGAGCAAGAGAAAAGAAGUCCAACAUUUGAAGAAGGAAGUCAAGGUACAACUAUUUCUAGUUUGAGUGAAAAAAGUAAAGAAGAAACUGGAAUAAGCUUACAGGAUCUUCUCUUAGAGAUCUACAGAAGCAUAGGAGAGCCAGACAGCUUGUAUGGCUGUGGUGGAGGGAAAAUGUUACAACCUCUUACUAGAAUACGGACUUACGAACAUGAAGCAAUGUGGGGGAAAGCCUUAGUAACAUAUGACCUGGAGACCACAAUCUCCUCCUCAACCCGCCAGUCGGGAAUAAUUCAGGCCUUGCAGAAUUUGGGGCUCUCCCAUAUUCUUUCCAUCUAUUUAAAAGGAUUAGAUCAUGAAAAUAGAGAGUGGUGUGCUGAACUGCAGGAACUUUAUUAUCAAGCAGCAUGGAGGAAUAUGCAGUGGGACCUUUGCAGUUCUGCCAACCAAGAACUAGAAGGAGCCAGUUACCAUGAAUCAUUGUAUAAUGCUCUGCAGUCUCUAAGAAACAAUGAAUUCUCCACGUUUUAUGAGAGUCUCAGAUAUGCCAGAGUGAAAGAAGUUGAGGAGUUGUGUAAGGGCAACCUUGAAUCUGUAUACUCUCUGUAUCCCACACUUAGUAGAUUACAGGCACUGGGAGAACUGGAAAACAUGGGGGAGCUUUUCUCAAGGUCAGUCACAGAUAGAGAUCGUUCUGAAGUGUACUUGAAGUGGCAAAAACACUCCCAGCUUUUGAAGGACAGUGACUUUAGUUUUCAGGAGCCACUCAUGGCUCUACGCACAGUCAUUCUGGAGAUCCUGGUGCAAAAGGAAAUGGAGAACUCCCAAGGAGGAUUCUCUAAGGACAUACUCACCAAACACCUUGUAGAAUUCUCUACUCUAGCCCGAACCUUCAAGAACACCCAGCUCCCUGAGAAAGCAAUAUUUAAAAUUAAACAAUAUAAUCCAGCUAUUUGUGGAGUCUCUGAGUGGCAUUUGGAAGAAGCACAAGUGUUCUGGGCGAAAAAGGAACAGAGUCUUGCCCUGAAUAUUCUCAAGCAAAUGAUCAAGAAGUUGGACUCCAGCUUUAAAGAGAAUGAUGCAGGUCAAAAUGUCAUGUAUGCAGAGUGUCUGAGGGUGUGUGGCAACUGGCUGGCGGAAACUUGCUUAGAAAAUCCUGCAGUCAUCAUGCAGACUUACCUAGAAAAGGCAGUGAAAGUUGCUGGAACUUACGAUGACAAAAGCAGUGAGCUCAGAAAUGGACAGAUGAAGGCAUUUCUCUCAUUAGCGCGGUUCUCCGAUACUCAGUACCAGAGAAUUGAAAACUACAUGAAGUCAUCAGAAUUUGAAAACAAGCAAGCUCUCUUAAAGAGAGCCAAAGAAGAAGUGGGCCUUCUAAGAGAACAUAAAAUUCAGACUAACAGAUACACGGUAAAGGUUCAGAGAGAACUGGAGCUAGAUGAAUGUGCUCUCCGGGCAUUGAAAGAGGAUCGUAAACGCUUCCUGUGUAAAGCAGUUGAGAACUACAUCAGCUGCUUGCUAAGUGGAGAAGAGCACGAUAUGUGGGUAUUCCGGCUUUGCUCCCUCUGGCUUGAAAAUUCUGGAGUUCCUGAAGUUAAUGGAAUGAUGAAGAGAGAUGGAAUGAAGAUUUCAUCAUAUAAAUUUUUGCCUCUCAUGUAUCAAUUGGCUGCUAGAAUGGGGACCAAAAUGAUGGGAGGCCUAGGAUUUCAUGAAGUCCUGAAUAAUCUGAUCUCUAGGAUUUCAAUGGAUCACCCCCAUCAUACUCUGUUCAUUAUAUUGGCCUUAGCAAAUGCGAACAAAGAUGAACUUUUGAGCAAACCAGAGGCAGCAAGAAGGAGUAGAAUUACCAAAAAUGCACCCAAAGAAAGCUCCCAGCUUGAUGAGGAUCGAACAGAAGCUGCAACCAAAAUAAUCCAUACCAUCAGAAGGGAGAGAUGUAAGAUGGUGAAGGACAUGGAGGCUCUCUGUGAUGCCUACAUUAUAUUGGCAAACUUGGAUGCCUCUCAGUGGAGGAAUCAGAGAAAAGGCAUCAGUAUUCCAGCAAAUCAACCAAUCACUAAACUGAAGAAUUUAGAAAAUGUUGUUGUUCCCACUAUGGAAAUUAAGGUUGAUCCCACAGGAGAGUAUGAAAAUCUCGUGACUAUAAAAUCAUUUAAAACAGAAUUUCGCUUAGCAGGAGGUUUAAAUUUACCAAAAAUACUAGAUUGUGUGGGUUCUGACGGCAAGGAAAGGAGACAGCUCGUCAAGGGCCGUGAUGACCUGAGGCAAGAUGCUGUCAUGCAGCAGGUUUUCCAGAUGUGCAAUACACUCCUGCAGAGAAACACUGAGACUAGAAAGAGGAAACUGACUAUCUGCACAUACAAGGUGGUUCCCCUCUCUCAGAGAAGCGGUGUUCUUGAAUGGUGCACAGGAACCAUCCCUAUUGGUGAAUAUCUCAUCAACAACGAAGAAGGUGCCCAUAAAAGAUACAGGCCAAAUGAUUUCAGUGCCAUUCAGUGCCAAAAGAAAAUGAUGGAAGUGCAAAAGAAGUCUUUUGAAGAGAAAUAUGAUACCUUCAUGACUAUUUGCCAAAACUUUGAACCAGUUUUUCGUUACUUCUGCAUGGAAAAAUUCUUGGACCCAGCUGUUUGGUUUGAGAAACGAUUGGCAUAUACACGUAGUGUAGCCACAUCUUCUAUUGUUGGUUACAUCCUUGGACUGGGUGAUAGGCAUGUACAGAAUAUCUUGAUAAACGAGCAGUCAGCAGAACUGGUACACAUAGACUUGGGAGUGGCUUUUGAGCAGGGUAAAAUCCUUCCCACUCCAGAAACAGUUCCUUUUAGACUCAGCAGAGAUAUCGUGGAUGGCAUGGGCAUCACUGGUGUAGAAGGUGUCUUCAGAAGAUGCUGUGAGAAAACCAUGGAAGUUAUGCGCAGUUCUCAGGAAACUCUGCUAACCAUUGUAGAGGUCCUUUUGUACGAUCCACUCUUUGACUGGACUAUGAAUCCUUUAAAAGCUUUGUAUUUGCAGCAGAGGCCAGAAGAUGAGACUGACCUCCAUUCUACCCCCAAUGCAGAAGAUCAGGAAUGCAAACGAAGUCUUAGUGAUAUUGACCAGAGUUUCAACAAAGUAGCUGAACGUGUCUUGAUGCGGUUGCAAGAGAAACUGAAAGGCGUGGAAGAAGGCACUGUGCUCAGUGUGGGUGGACAGGUGAACUUGCUUAUCCAGCAGGCCAUGGAUCCCAAAAAUCUCAGCCGACUUUUCCCAGGAUGGAAAGCUUGGGUGUGACCUUCAGCACAGGAAUUACCCUUAAACUCAGACUUCAAAAAUUACAUCUCAGCCACCAUGUUUGGAUAGGAAUUAUUUAAGUUAAUAACUGCGUUUGAACCUGUUUUCUACUUGAUUCAUCACCACCCCAAAAUUGGUAUUUCUGCUCUGAUAUGUUAGAAGUAAUAGUUACUCAAGAUCUUCUCCUAGGAUAAAUGUUGACCCUUAAGAUCAUGCUUGUACUGUUUUCAGUAGGUCACCAAGGUACACAGUGCACUGCAAACAGCAGGAGCAGCAGGGUGAGCUUUUCUUUUGGUGUGCAUUAGGACAAGUUCAUAACUUCUGCUGAAGUCUUUAGUUAAAACAUGUUCCCAAGGGCUGGGUGUUGGUGGUGCACACCUUUAGCCCCAGCACUCAGGAGGCAGAGGCAGGCAGAUGUCUGUGAGUUUGAGACCAGCCUGGUCUAUACUGUGAGUUUCAGGACAGACUGCAAAGCAAUACAGAGCAACCCUGUCUCAGGAAAAAAAAAAAUGUUCCCAGACAGUCAUUGUGUGUGUGCAUACAUGUAUGUGCGCGUUCACAACAAAGUAUUUAAUGAUAUUGUGAAAAGGGUGGACAUUAAAAUUAUAAUUGUCAAUAUAUCAUGGGGAACUCACAUUAAAAUCAAUGUUGGGUUGGAAUGUAGCUCAGUGUAGAAAAAUGUGCCCAGCCUGUCUGAGGCUCCAAGUUCAAAACUAGAAUUGCAAAUUAAAGUGGGGGAAGCAUGUUGAAAGCAAAGUAGUAUAGGCUGAACAUCCUUAAUUCCCAAGCCCAAAACAUGGGAAUGUUCUGGUGCCCGAAACUUUCUGACAUAUUGGGUACAUUUCAGAGGUUCAGAUUAAGUGCGUAGCUAGUCUUAGCUUGUAGUCUGCACAAAUGCUUCACAAUCUGAAAAUGUCUAAAGUCAGAAGCAGCUCUCAUCCUCAGCAUUUUUAGGAGGGGACACUGACUAAUUUCAAGCCAGUCCUGGUGGCACACUCCUUUUAUACUAGCACUCAGGAGGCAGAGGCAGUCCAUCUCUGAAGUAGAGGCCAGCCUGAUCUACAGAGCAAGUUCCAGGAAAGCCAGGGCUACACAGAAACCCAAGUGAAGAACUUCAGUUGCAGGGUCACUCAGCAGUCCCAAGUGAUGGUGUGUAGAGAGGAAGAGUGUGGCUGGUGUAGCUAGUGGUGUUUAAGUGAGCUCUGUGCUCUUUCUUUCAGGCCCUUUGGUAUUCACCAUUGCGUAUUUUUCUCUUAUGUUUCUCCUAGUUCAUGAAUUCUCCUGUUAACCUGUUCAUUGGAUUCUUUCAAAAAUUAGCUUUCAGGCUUGACAAAAUGGCUCAGUGGGUAAAAGUGCUUGCUGUGCAAGGCUGAUGACCUGAGUUCCAUCCCCAGAACCCAUGUAAAGGUGGAAGGGCAGAGUCAACAAAGCUGUUCUCUGCCUCCACAUGCUUGCCAUGGCACAUGCAUGUCCACACACACAUACAACAGUAAAGUUUAAUCUUUUUAGAUUUCAUUUUCAUCUGUGUGCCCUGGAGCUAACAGAUCUACCUAUUUCUGACUCCCAAGUGUUGGGAUUAAAGGUGUACACCAACACAUUCAGCUUAAUUAACUUUUCAAGUCCUUUCCUGUCACCAUCUUAAACAUUUCAUUCUGUGAUCCUUCUGAUAGUUUUAUUAAGUCAAGUGCUGGGUGUUUGUAUUAUUGAUUUUUGGGUUUAGUGGCCCAAUUUUGUCAUUUUGAAAGGUGAACUCAUUUUUAGCCCCCUUCUCACACACACACUAUGUGUGUGAGAAUUCUGGGUAGCCUACGUGAAGAAUGAUUCUUUAAGAUAGCUUGCUUAUUUUUCUCAUCCCCAGGGACAUCACAGACAUUUUCUGGCUCCAGGGCUUUAGAUCUCAGGAGUAGUGUAGAUUUCUGAGAUCAGAAGUGUCUCUUAGGCCACGGUUACCUGCUUUCUGUCAUCUCUGUGCUUACAGGCAGAGUGUUUUACUGGUGCCCUUCUCAGUGAAGGCUAAGCCUGCAUGUGUCUCACCAUGGUGGCAGGGUGAAGGGAGGUGCACUUAAUGCCUCUCCCUUGCUGUUUGCAAGCCUAAGAUUCUUUAGUCUACAUGUAUACAUGCACACACACACACACACACACACACACAUAUAUAUACAUGUAUACUCUCAUACAUACAUACAUGGAUAUACAUAUAUACAUGGAUACACAUAUGGGUGUUUAUAUAUAUAUACAUACAUGCAAACUCUUAGGAAAAUUAUUUUGCAUUUUAACUUUCCUUCUUAGUGUCUUUUGUCAGAGUUGCUUAUGGAUAUUUGGUAUCUACUGAUGUAGUAAAUCAAGAGAAUGUAUUGAACUUAGAAUGUCUUUAAGAAAGUGUUGACCUCUUCAUAGAUAGAGGAUGAUAUUAGCUGAUAAUGGCUAGCUAAAUGAAUUUGGAAUAUGCUUCUGUAGUUAAAUCACUGAAGAAGUUGUAAUUAUAUAAUUGAUCCAUUCUUCACCUUGAAUUAUAUGCCACAAACAUAUGCAAUUCAGAUUUUACCAAUGGCUUUGAAAAGUCUGUAUUUGAAAAGUUAGGUUUUUCAGUUUAACCUAGAAGCAGCUAAUUGAAAUGUGAAAAAGAUUAAGUUAGAAAAUAUUUUUGACAUGCUUGAGUAAGAUGGGCAGUUACCAAGAGCCAAUGAGGUUAGAUUUACAGGUAUUAAAAAUCAGGUACCUGAUGUGUCUAUCAGCGACACCACUGAUUCUUAUAACAAAACCUGGUGCCAGGCAGUGGUGGCACUCACCUUUAAUCCCAGCACUUGGGAGGCAGAGGCAGGUAGAUCUCUGAGUUAGAGGCCUGCUUGUUCUAAAAAGUAAGUUUCAGGAUAGCUAGAGUUGUUACACAGAAAAACCCUGUCUUGAAAAAACAAAAAACAAAACAAACUUGUAAUAUUGGUGAUGGAAAAGUGAAGGUUGAAGAAAGGUUAUUUGUCUAAGGCCAGAAGACAUUCCACACAAGUAUCAUAUAAACAAUCUCUUCAGUUGAAGAUCUUUUAGUAAAAGAAUGUGGCAUGUAAGUCAGUGAAAAGCAAAUAGAGAAGCUGCUAGAAAAGGAAGUUAGACAGCUAAUGUGUCUAGAGUAAGAGAGGCAAUAGCCCUUUUUCCAACCCUGUGCUCUUAUACCACCUCAAAAUGCUUCCAAAUCAGCCCCAAAUCUAAGGUCAUCAUAGUUUUCACUUAAAACGGGAAAAGAUUGUGCACCUAGAAAUCUAUCACAAAUUUAAAUAUGUUGUAAAAGGAACAAAAGCAAAAAGGCAGAACUUUGCACACCUUAAUGUUUAUAAUAACCAUCUUUUUAAGAAGGCCAGUAUGAAAUAGAGAAAAGUGCCAUUUCAAGUGUUUUAGUUGCACCUUAAAGCAAUCACUUAUUUUAUAUAGAUUUGUUUAGCACUACUAAAUGUAAUUCUGUUACAUUGUUACCUGAAUGUUAUAAUUUUUUAAAUAAAAAACUAUACAAGUUUAUAUUAACUAAACAAGUGUAUGUCCAUUUUAUGAAACAUUUGAGUGUUGUAUGUACCAGGCACAGGACUAGUUCCUAGGGAGAUAACAGUAAACAGGAAAAUCAGCACUUAGUUCAUGUAAGAGGGGUCCAAUCUGUGUCUUUACAGGAAGGCAAUUUACCAGUGUUCUAGGCUUUGACUUAGAAAGUGAUCUAAAUAUUCUAAAUGUGAUGUUUCAUUUUAUCAUAUUGUUUUAAAAUGAAUUCAUACUCUUGAGAGUUUCAUGUUCCUCUGUGUAGCUUCUGGCAAAAUGAAUUUUGUAUAGAGUGUAGUAAAAGUGUUCAGGAAGAUUGGGUCCAGAAUUGGUAAAGAUCUCAUAUAAUAGAGUUAUUCCUUGGAAUAAAAGUCCCAUACUUUGCUCUAACAGGAUGCGUGGUUUUAUAUACAGCAGGAAUAAGAGUGUACACUUAGUAGUAUAUUGUUCAAAAGCAGAAGUUCUAAACCAAGGAGCUUUUACCUUAUAUUUUCAAACUAAAAAGUAGUUUAUCCUGUUAGAUACAAAAUGGCAUUGUCUGCAUUUGUUAACAGCUGAAGACACAAAGCUUUUCAUGUUUGGCAUGGUUCCUCUCUGCUGAAUAGCAGAGCAGGCAUAUUCUUGCUCCUGUCUUGGCUGCACGACAUCUUUGCUAACCUCUUUCCCCUCUUUGCUUAUCAUUCAUUGUCAUCACUGGUUUCGCUGAUGGUUACAUCUUUCCUAUAAGGACUUUCAUUGCUAGACCUUCAUUAAUGUUACUCAGUUCUUAGUUUUUGUUAUGGAUAUAUACUUCUCUUUCAUUUCUUGCUAGGCACUUUCAUGAUUUUCAUAGGGUACCUCUUAAGUCUCUUACUAUUAUUGGGAUUUAAGUUACUUACUCUCCACCAAAAUUUUAUCCAGUGACUAAGGUAAAAAGUCUUACUCUUUCUAGAAACAUAUAUUGGUUCUUUUAGUCCAGUGGUUCUCAACCUUCCUAAUACAGUUCUCCUGUAGUUGUGGUCACCAACCAUAAAAUUAUUUUCAUUGCUACUUCACAACUGUUAAUUUUCCUAGUUAUGAAUUGUAUUUUCCAGUGACUCCUGUGAAAGGCUCAUUCAAUCCCCACCAAAGGGGUCACAACCCACAGGUUGAGAACCACUGUUUUAAGUGCUCACAUCCGCUCUGAGUAAUUAUUUUUUAUUCCCAGAUCUAAUAGUUUUGUUACUUUAUUUUCCUUUACUUUUUUUAGCUGCAGCUUCUGCUUGGUGCAGUAAUAACAGAAGACAGAAGCAGUCAUGUUUGAACAGUCCUAUGGCUCAUGGCUAAUGCUCAAAUGUGAGAGUUUUCUCGUUUUCUGUUUCCUGCAGGGUUUUUAAUGAGGCAUCUGUGUCACUUUUCUUGUUAAAGAAAUUCCCUUUCAUCCCUGGGCUGCUCUGAAGUUUUGAGUGUGUCACACAUGCUUAUAAGGCAAUCUCCAGGACAAGGAGUUACAAGAGGUUAAAAUGUAACCUGCUGGCCGUGAUUGCGCACAUCUUUAAUUCCAGCACUCUGGAGACAGGUAAGGUAGGGCAGGUGACAUAGUAAGACCUUGUCUCAAAAUAGAAUAAUGGGGCCUUUUAAAAACAAAUCCAUCUGUAAGUGUAAUUAUCCAGAUUUUUAGAGGUCUUUUCAAGAAACUACUGACUUGCCAAUUUUCCUGUAGGGAGAAAUGCCACAUUCUAAACUUUUCUAGCAGGAUGUGUCAUUAAACCAUUUAUAAACAAAGAUUAUGGUAAUGGACAUUGGACACCAUAAAAGCCAGGGGAAGUAGCUGCUUAUCCCUGUUUAGGGCCAAGCUGCUGCAAAGCCUGAUUCUGCAGCAGAUAAUUUGUGUCUGUGGUAGAAGUACUACUAGUGUACUCCCAGUAACCACUCACCUGGCCUUAAGUUCUUGUCAGGGUUCAGUGAAAGCACUUUGCUUUUUACAUACUUAACUGGAAUGAACUGAAAAAAGUACAUUAUUUGGAAACAUUUAAGCAAAAUAUGUGGCUCUUCUGUUACUUUCACCAUUUCAAACCACGGUAUGUUCAUCCCACACUACACAUAGAAUCUGAGAAAAAUAACUGGCAGCACAGGCGCUUGUCUAUGCCAGUAUCUCCUCAGAUAUUGAUGACAAAGACAUCUCUGAAGUUUCCCUAUUGUCAUCUGCUGCUUCCUCUGGUCUCUUUUCUCAUAUUCUGUCAAUAACUGACACCUUGAUUUUUCCUGUCCCCUUUAUCUCCCUCUAAUAUCUUCCUUUUCCUUGUCACUCUUACAAUUUUUCUCUUUGCCCAUGCAGUAUUCACUUUUCUUAUAGCUGAAUGUAUAUUGAACAUUUUAACAGCUUUGCUGAGGUGUAAUUUGUUGGGUCUACAAUUCACUCAUGUAAAGUAUAUAGUUUGGAGGUGGUUAGUAUAUUCAGAGUUGUGCGUUCUUCACCACAAUCAAUUUUCAGAUAUUAUCAUUACAUCCAGGAGACACUCAACAUCUCUUAGCUAUGACCUCUCUGUAAUCCCAAUUCCACAGCCUCAGGUGACCACUACUAAUAUACGUUGUCUCUAAAUUUAUUUAUUCUGCAUAUAUCAUAUACAGGAAUCAUUUGUAAUUAAGCUGCCAUCACUUGACAAUUUCAUUGACAUCAUGGCAAAUACCAGAAUUUUUCUGUUCAAUUGCUGAGUAAUACUAUGUUGUGUGGCCAUACUAAGUUUUACUUGCCUGCCUAAUCAUCAGCUGAUGGACACUGAGGUUACUUCUAAUUUUUUCCUCAUUAUAAAAUGUCAGUGAAUGUUUGGGCUGGUUUUCAUGUGGUCAUAUAUUUUCAUUUUUCUUUGUAUACACUUUGGAGUGGAAUUGCUGGAUUAUAUAGCAAUACUUGAGAAAUUACCAGGCAUUUCACAGAGUGGCAGAACUACUGCACAUUCCUUCCAACCGUGUAUAAAGGGUCCAUUCUCAGCACUCUUGCCAUCACUUGUUACUAGCCAUGCUGGUCAUUUGAAGUACCCACACAAAAUUUUAAAAAUACCUUUGAAUAGCCAUUUGCUACUGAUGCCGUUUCUUAAUAUCUAAAAAAAGUGGACCAUAUAGGUUGAGCCUAUUGCUUUACAUAAUAUAAGUAAAUUGCUUUAAUAUUUUUAGCAUCCAGACAAAUCUUGGCCCUGCCUCUUGGGGCACAUGGCAAUCAGUACCCUGUCUUUAUGUAGGCACAAAGGGUCCCUUUAAGAGACAAGCUCCCUCCAGGGAGCACCUCUUCCAGACCCCUGUCCCUGAAAAAUUCCUUUCCUAGACCUGAGUGUUCACUCACUGUCCAGACAUUAGGUGGGAAGAGUUAAUGCCAUUUCCAGCUACAAUGGGGACUCAGGCUUCUUGAAGUUUCAGGGAGAACACCCAAGACCUGGCUCUGGUCAGUAUCACCCAGAGUUAAACAUUUGAGGUGUUAAUGUAUCAUGUCUGCAGCAUGACCAUGCAGAAUCCAGAAUCUCCCUGGAUGUGGGGGCGGGAAUUGAAUCAGUGUUCUGUUAGAUUGAACCAACUCCCAGGGUCAAUCUUUAAUCCUAAUGUUUAAUGUCAUUUUUUAUCCUAAUUUUCAGUUGGCAAUUUUGGUUUGCACUUUGAACAUCAAUAAAGUCUUGUUCUCGCAGGGGGGGGGGGUUGGAGAGACAAGCUCCAUCUACUCCCACUCUUGCUGUUCCUCUGAAGAGGCAGACAGGUUCUGUGUGUGUGUGUGUGUGUGUGUGUGUGUGUGUGUGUGUGUGUGUGUGUGUGUGUGUUUCUCUCUCCCUUCACUUCCCUUACUCUUUCCCUUCCCCCAGCAAAACUUCCCGUGUAACUUUUGUCUUCAUGGCAUGCUUGUUGCAUGUCCUUCACCUGCCAAGGUCUAGUCUCGUGCCCUAUCACAACAUAUAUGAAUAUUUAAAUAAAAUAAAGUUAAUUCUUUGCAUAAUUAA